AUGGUGAGAGAGAAUGGAGCAGGGAGGGGCGGUAAGAUCCCUGUGAGGUGGACGGCGCCGGAGGCCAUCGCCUACAGGAAGUUCACCUCGGCCAGCGACGUGUGGAGCUACGGCAUCGUCAUGUGGGAGGUCAUGUCCUUCGGAGAGCGGCCCUACUGGGACAUGAGCAACCAGGAUGUCAUCAACGCCAUUGAGCAGGACUACAGGCUGCCCCCCCCUAUGGACUGCCCCUCCGCUCUGCACCAGCUCAUGCUGGACUGCUGGCAGAAGGACCGCAACGCUCGGCCACGCUUCGCCGACAUCGUCAACACCCUGGACAAGAUGAUACGCAACCCCACCUCCCUGAAGACCAUGGCCAACAUCCCUGCCAUCCCCUCCCAGCCUCUCCUGGACCGCUCGGUCCCAGACUUCAGCAGCUUUGGCUCUGUGGAGGAGUGGCUGGCCGCCAUCAAGAUGACUCAGUACAGAGACAACUUCCUCAACUCGGGCUUCACCUCCCUGCAGCUCGUCACCCAGAUGACCUCCGAAGACCUGCUGAGGAUAGGUGUGACCCUGGCCGGCCACCAGAAGAAGAUCCUCAGCAACGUCCAGUCCAUGCGGGUGCACAUGAGCCAGUCGCCCACUGCCAUGGCAUGACUACAGGGGGCGCUGUUCUGCGAGGCGGGCAGCAUUCGGAGGAACAACAACAACCGCAGCAGCAGCAGCCCCCGAAUGACCUCCGACCCCUCGGAACGCGCCAGGGUCGAGACCAUCAUCCUAAUCUAAUCCAACGCCGCACCCCGCGCGACCAGACUACCCAUCAUCCACUGCUGUCGUCACGCUCUUCUGGAGGGCAGCGUUGAGACUCCGCUUGUCAUGUGCUCAUCUCUUAUCUGGACCUGGGGCCCACGUCUCUGCCGGGACGACUGACUUCCAGAUGUGUUUAAACCACCCUCACCCCACCCCGGCCCCAAUCGACCCCCAUAACACAGGCACAUCCACAGUCUCAGAGAAUAUCAGACUUGGUUCUUUUAUAGGCUUUUAUCAUUUGAGUCGAUUUUAUAAGGAUACCCGGUGUUUUAGAUGAGCAUGUCUGAUGUGGCGCUGGAAGAAACGACCUGAGUUAGGAUACCUUGACCUUUGCAGAGCUACCUGGGAAAAUGAACUUUUGGAGAAAGCGACAAAGAUAGACACACAUCCAGAGAAUGUUUGGAUGGUAUCUCAGACUGAACUUACAGUUUUGGACUUAUGGACUCUGUGGAAAAUGAUUUCCAUUGUUUAAAUGAUUUGCCAUUAUUAUUAUCCCACCCAAGAGACAGGGCUCUCUCCUUGUUCCUUCUAACUUCAACACUACCUGGGGAUAUCUGGGAGUGAGGCCCUGCCAAAGGACCUCCCAAACAGCCUCCCCCAGAUUCUGAGAAUAACAUAAAUAUGUACAUCUCUUACUAAAUAUAUAUAUAUCUUUAGAAUAAAUCUUCAUAUUGAAGGUGGCACAUAUGAAUAUUCAAUUGUACAAAACUGUCUCUGCUUGCAUUUUUUUGCAAAAUACGUGUUUAAUGGCAGGAUUGUAAUGGAGGCAUGUGUCGUUUCCUAGAGCGCCCCCUAUCCCUCCGGAGGUCAGCCCCGACCCUGUUCUAUUGCUCACCUCACUUCCCUCGGGGGCCUGAGGAAACAGCCUCAACAAACUCUCACCUGGAAGAAACCGUACAAAAGACCAUGUACAAAGGACUGUUGUCGUAGAUGUUGAUGUAAAACUAUUGUAGAGAAGAAGAAAAAAAGAAGAAAAAAUACACGGUGUUAAAUGUGGGUGUGUAUCCAUGCUGUAUCUUGCUGGUUAGCACUUACUUGUACAGAUGCCUUUCUUUUUUUCCUUGUUGUUUGUGUUGGAAUGUUUGGAACAGUCCAGAAUAGAGAGGGUUGUCUACACCUGCCGGCCCAAGUCAUAAGGUAGGUAUCUACGAUUGUUGCGGAUACAUAAAUGUGACAUAAAGGUCUUUAUAUCAAACACAAAGACAAGUGAAGCUAUGAUUUGGAGCAGUUACGAUGAAACAAAGAGAAUCCGAGGGUGUGUGAGAGAUUCAUACUAAUAUUCAUUUCACCGCCAUAGCAUCAACGUUGUAGGACCUCAGACCUUUCUCACCUGUCAUGCAUGUUCCACACACCUUCAAAGGUGUUCGUCUAGACACAAGCAAUCCAGAACCCCUCCAAAUUGAAAGCACCAGUAAACUCACGGGUACACAUGGUUAUGGAAGAUUUCUCCAUGGCGUCGAGACACCCAGCAGAUUGCUCAGGUGUUCCCCAGUAGCAGUCUGAAAGGCUAGAGGUGACAGGCAGGCAGACAGCCAGCCAGACAGGAACAGCAGAUCAGCUCAUCGAGCCAGCCUGCCGACCACUCUCCACCCAACGCCUCGGAAACAUCUGGGGGGGUCGGCUGGGCCAGCCAAUGCCUGAUGCCACCCUGAUGGGCACAGAGACUCAGGCUGCCCACGAGGGCACCAGCCUCCAUCCAGCAUGGGCCCCUCGUCAUAAAGACUAGUGGAGGUUUAUACAUCCAGAAUCGCCAUGUAUGGUCACUGUUAGCUUUACAACAGAACAAACAAGGCGGCCUCAAAACCCAACGUUGGCCCCCAUCCGUCGAGUUCCUGUCACUCCCGUGGUCUCACUCUCUCAUUAAAUGCUAGAGGGAAAAUUCUCAGCCUUUGUGUCGGUAAUGGUCUAUUAGUGAGUGCCUUUGAUGCCUGCGCCUGACAGCAGUGCAGUACACGACAAUCACAUUGUGGAACACGCACUUUACUUGCUCAUUACAAUUGCAAGACUUAUGGAAGGGUAAAGCAAGUGCGGCCUAAAAAGCACGAAACUUUGUAACUCAUGUUCUUAUGCAAAUGUCAAAGACCACUAAUGCUUGGCAGAUCCAGUAUUUUUAUUUAUUUUUAUAAAACAAUGUUGAGAGCUUGCCAGUUAUGUAGGCAUUGUUACAGUUCCAACCAAUCACUGCAACUUGGUGGUACUUAAGACCUCUGCGGUUGCCUUUUGCAAAAUCCCUGUUGUGAAGAGAAAAUGAACGAAAACUGACAAUGUGUCCCUCACCCAGCGGCCCCAGAGAUCCAGCUGGUGGCCCCUCACAGCCUGUUGAGAUCAGAUCAUACAGAUGUCCGUAGUUCGAGGAAGCCAGACAAAGUCCCUCGGAAAGAAAGUAAAUGGAGGUUGAAGACGGAAGGUAUUUUAGGAGCCGAUUGAGGAAUUGUAGCUUGUACGAGCUAGCGAGGAACUGCACAGCACACAGCUGCCAUCCAGGCAGCCCAAGGUGAGCUGGCGUUUUGUGAUUGCCACAGUGAUUGGUGUCCGUAGCCGGUUGCAGAGGGGAUGUCUGGACUGAUCAUGCUCCAGAGAGCUGGAGGGGCUCAGGUUAUAUCAUGAUCAUAUCAACUGUGGCCUGGUUCUUUAGGCUCAGGCUUCUAAAGACAUACAGUACAGGACUGGUGUUAAUGCACGGCGUAAAAACUCCAGCAGGAGUUCCAUGGCGAUGCGUAAUGUACCGUUUUUGGUUUAUCCAGCACCACUUGGGACCCCCCCCCCCACAGAAAUGCCUGCUCCAAGGACUGCCUGACGUACUAGGAUAUCCCUGACACUCAAUACAGCAGUGUUGCGUCAUGCACAUUCUCAUGACAUAAAAGCCUCGGUCUUGACACCGUGUCAAAGUCAGUGUGGAAGGCGCUCUCUGGGGUCCGAUCUUGUUACCUUUCAUUCUCCUUCCUCUGCAGAGCACCACUUGUUUUUUUCCCCCUCAAAAACCUGAAGCUCUCAUAUCACGCCUUCACGGCGCCUCCAAGAUCCUCACUGCAGCCUUCCCAGGGGAUGAUGUCAUCACCGCAUGUUUCGGUGGUCAGAGAGAUAUCAUAGGCUGGCGUCAUUCUGCGGCACUCCCACAAGGAUCUGGCCUCCCCUCCGUGCCCUUCACGCUCCGAGAGUUCUUCUCUCCAUGACAGAAGGGUACAGUAUUGACUUCUCAUUUCUAGAAUGAGAAGUCGAUGGCAGCCCCGUUAAAAGAGUAUUAAGUAGGGUCCCCCCUCCUCCCCCCCCUCCUCCCCCUCUGUGUUAGCCCCCGCCCCUUCCCCCCUGUCCUGGUUGAGCACCAGCUCAUUCAUCCUGGGUGUAACGAAGCCAUUGUGGGCCCAAACUGUGCAAGUCCACGCCAGGCUUUGCUGGGGCCGUGUGUGUGUGUGUGAGGGUUGAGGGAUGGUUCCCUCUGUGCUCCAUCGACUCCAGGCUGGGUCCGUGGAUACCUGCUGGGACCCACAUCUGACAGGCAUCUGAUCAGCCCCAGGGUGGCCAGAGUGAUGGGGCUGUUAGACCGCAAACACACGCGCACGCACACACAUACACAGAAGGGUCGUCUAUCACAGCCUGGACACCACAGCCUGGUCCUUAGUGAAGAGAGAGUAGCCUAGGCUUGACAACCUGUGUCUGUACAAAGGGGGCGGAAAAAAAGGAUAGACAAAUUGCUGGUAAAAAAAGGAGUUUAGAGAGACAAAAUGGCCCCCAGAGAAGUCGUCCCUCAUGGGAGGCAGAUUGGAUGUUUUCCGACAACAGUUGCGUGAUCUAGUUGCUUUGCAUCUGUAUAUUUAGCAAUACUGAACAGCUUCUGCCCUCAUUUCCAUUCACCAAUACACCAAGCCACCUAAACAUAAUCAUAUGUUCUCCAUAUUCAUAUCAAUCUAUUCAUUCACACCAGCGAUCUAAUUCCAAUCAUUACGCUUCAAUUCAACCGUGUCUCAAGUAUUUUCCAUUCAACCUAAGAGCAUGUCUGUGAAUCACAUUAUAGGGUAUUUAUUAUACACUUGUGUAAUUCCCUUUUUCCAUUUGCUCAUGUUUGUCUUUGUAAGCUCUGAAUCUAAUGGUACUUGGAUGUGAUGAAUUGAAGGGUAGUCUGCCGUCUGUCUUCAAAAGCAAUUUCCUAAUCAGAAUCACCCGUUACUAAGAACGCUAACACAAAACAUGAAAGUUAUGAUGCGGGUUCAUUGGAAACUGUCUGGAUGGUUGGAAAUCCCUGGAAAUGGAGUGUAGAUAGCUGCCACCUCUGUGAAAAUGACUGCAAAUAUGGUUUCUGCCAGAUUUAGUAAAUCACUAUGUUUAAUCUUUUUCAGAUUGUGGACUGACACGUGCAGGAAAGCACCCAAAAUGACACAUACAGACACAAAAACAUACCCUCUUUCAUACACACCUAAACACACUUCUUCACACACACACUCUCUUUUAUACACACACAGACACACAAAGCUGAGCAUUUCGGACUUUCCAUGAGGAUUCCGCCGAAGCAAAGAGGGUGGAUUUGUUCCAGCAUGACAGGACAACCUCACUUUGGGAUGACUUACGAAUGAAGGAACCGUUUGUGUGUGCACGUGUGUGUGUGUGUGUGUAUGUAUGUUUGUGCACGUGUGCGUGAGUUGUUCCCUUUCGUUGCUGUAUAGCUACCACUUGUAAAUUGUGACAAGUAUGUGUCCGAGUUUGUAAGCCGUAACUUUAUGAGAAGAAUUGUACUAAAAAUGCACUCAAUAAAUGCCUUGGAAAACAAG
Messenger RNA from Hypomesus transpacificus, 5552 nucleotides. Its product is annotated as ephrin type-B receptor 1-like. The coding region runs from base 1 to 636 and encodes 211 amino acids. Gene Ontology annotation, cellular component: neuron projection. The transcript is spliced from 5 exons. Gene Ontology annotation, molecular function: transmembrane-ephrin receptor activity; ATP binding; protein binding. Lineage: Eukaryota; Metazoa; Chordata; Actinopteri; Osmeriformes; Osmeridae. The record is from RefSeq and is a predicted model, not a curated record. Gene Ontology annotation, biological process: protein phosphorylation; axon guidance.